AUGGAGCCCGGGGGCACGGCGCGGGGGGGGGAGGGCGUGGAGCAGCUGCUUGCCAGCAGGGACCGGCAGGGGUUCGACAGCAGCGGCAACUGGUGCAUGACUAUCUUCAGCUUCCGGGGCCGUGCAACGCCCGUUGUGCCCCUCCUCGUGUACUAUCUGUACUGCCUUGUCGUGGUGGCAGUCAUCAUGACCCGAUUCCAGCACAUCUUCGUGGUCUGCCAACAAAGCUACUGCUACCUGGACUCUCUGACAACGCCUGUGUCGAUCGUGGGCAGCGCCCUCUUUUUCCUGCUGGUGUUUCGAACCAACUCGAGUUAUGCGCGGUGGUGGGAGGGCCGAAAGGUGUGGGGCCAGAUCGUUACCACCGCACGUAACAUGGCGCGUCACGCCGCAGUUUUCCUAAACGAGAAGGACGUGGCACUGGACAUCAUCCGGUGGGCGGGGGCCUACCCAAUCGUCCUUAAAUCUCAUCUGAGGGAGGAAAAGGACCUCAGCGAGGUGGGCCAAUUCCUGGACGGCGGCCAAAUAGAGGACGUCAUCGAGGCGUCCAGCAUGCCGAUGCACGUCAUGCUGCGCCUGUCAUCGGCCAUUCGCUGCAUCGCCGUGCACAAGCUGCUCCCGGAGGCCCAGAUCUAUUACCUGGACCAGAACCUGGAGGAAUUCAUGGGCCAGCUGGCGGCCGCGGAGUGCAUCAGGAAGACGCCCAUGCCCUUCGCAUACGUGGCUCACCUGAGGACGUUCAUGGUGCUGUGGCUGAUGUCCCUGCCCUUCGUGCUCAUCCACGACCUGGAGUGGCUCAUCCUGGUCGUGUGCGUCAUCAUCGGUUACGUAAUCAUGGGCAUCGAGGGCAUCGGCGUGGAAAUCGAAAACCCCUUUGGCAGGGACUACAACGACCUUCCGCUGGACACCCUCGUGGCCAAGUGCAGCGACAAUCUAUUGGCCAUGAUGGCCUUCGUCGAGCAGCAGAAGGGCCCGCCCAUGGGUCAGUGUCGGAACGGGACUUCCGUGGGCCAGUGUGGGAACGAUGCUUCCGUGGGUCAGUGUCUGAACGGGACGGCCCUGGGUCAGUCCCAAUGGGCCGGCAGUCCGGCGUAUCCGUGGGAGUACAAGCGCAUCGUGUUGUUUGGCAGUUCCACGGUGGGUUCUGGGGACUGGGCAACGAUCGCCCAAUCAUCAGUUUCUGGGGAUUACGGACUGGCACUUUCUAGGGAUUGUCAACGGACAGUCUCUAAGGAUUGUUACGAGACGGUGCUUUCUGGGGAUUGCGAACCAGCAGUUUCAAAGGAUUGCGAGCCGGCACUUUCUAACGAUUGCCAGCCGGCGUUUUCUGGGGAGAACAAUGCGGGACUUUCCAGGAGGGGCAGGACGAGAAGCAACGCCGAGUCGAUGCGCGGCAUUCCUGAAACGAUUCCCGAGCAUCAUCCUGAGGAUGCCAGAUUGGGUCCAUCCCCGGAAGGAGAAUCCCAGGAAGGCCUCGGGAAGGAGAAACUUCCUUGGGGCAGCCCACCGGUACUUUCUAGGGACGGCGAACUGGCAAGUCCUGGGGAUGAUGAACUGGCAAUUUCUAGGGACGACGGACUGGCGAUUUCUAAGGGCGACGAACCACCGGAUUCUAAGGGGGACCAAUCGGCGAUUUCUGAGGGCGACAAACCGGAGACAUCUGGAGGCGACGAACCAGCGAUAUCUGGGGGCGAUGAACCGGCGAUAUCUGGGGGCGACGAACCGGCGAUAUUUGGGGACGAUGAACCGGAGUUUUCUAGGGAUGGCGGCCCGGACUGGCAAGGGAGCGACCAAGGCCGCGACGGAUCGUGGGGCAGCGAGUUGGGGAACGGGGAGCCCGAUGCGAUGCCCAACAUCGGUGCAAGCGGCUGCCGAACUGGUGGCAGCAGCACCUCGGACUGGGUGGAGGGUGGCGGAUCUGUGCAAGAGACUUGA
Messenger RNA from Ostreobium quekettii, 1935 nucleotides. Lineage: Eukaryota; Viridiplantae; Chlorophyta; Ulvophyceae; Bryopsidales; Ostreobiaceae. The record is from the annotation of a GenBank genome assembly.